Messenger RNA from Hemiscyllium ocellatum (epaulette shark), 2658 nucleotides. RefSeq names its product coiled-coil domain containing 87 (gene ccdc87). Lineage: Eukaryota; Metazoa; Chordata; Chondrichthyes; Orectolobiformes; Hemiscylliidae. The record is from RefSeq and is a predicted model, not a curated record. The coding region runs from base 1 to 2658 and encodes 885 amino acids. The transcript has 19 exons.
AUGAUGAUUCAAGGUCUUGGUGUAACUGUUAUGAAAAAUAAAAACAAGAAACUAUCAAAUAAAAAUGGUUCAAGCACUAUGGUGCGAAGUGCAGCUGCAGCUAAGGUACUACACCAACGAUAUAAAGACAUGCUGGAACCUCUAAGUCUCUUCCCAGCUGCUCCUGUUGAAGAACAACCUCCAGUGUUUCAGUUAAAGCGUCCAGUAACUCCUAUUGAUCAAAAUGUUCGGUUGGCCCCGGCCACUCUCAAGGAACUCUGUCAAUUGAUUCAAAGAAGGAUCAGUGCAAAAACAGAAGUUUCAUCAGUUUCUUUAGCUACACAACAGGCACUGGGAGGAAUGAUUUUAGCAGAUGUAAAGAUGCUUUGGGAGGAGUUUUUGCACCAAUCUGCUGACAUUACUUUGACAAACGUGGAAAACAAAGAACUCAGCCGACGAAUUACAACACAUAUCAUCACAGUCUGUGAACAGUUAUUCCUUCACUAUCUUCAAAUGGUGGAUGUGGUAAGACAGCGCUCCAUUUUUACUGAUGAGGCUAACCUUAGUAGACUGAAGGCUCAGCUCACAGUUGACUGCACUAAGUAUUUGAAUUUACCAACUAUAAAGCGUUGGAUAUCUAGAGAAAUCAAGGCUUCACGCAAAUUAAUAGAUGAUAUUGAUGAAGAUUCUAAAAUUGAAUAUUUCAGAAGAUAUAAGCAUAUGGUUAGUAAAUCAAUGUCUCCUGAAGCCAACUUUUCAAUGAAACAGCUUUUCAACCUCAGUCGACCUAAGAAAACACCACCACCGCAAGAGCAAACUAUAGAAACAGAUCUUCAAGAGAUCAAUGAAAAUAUGCCAGAGCUGGACAAAGCGCAAGUUUAUAAUAUGUUGCCCCAUCAAGUUGAAUCAUCUGUUGAUCAUAGGCAAAUGGAAAUUGCUGCUGUACGAACCUCUAAUCUUUCAAAGGAGCAAAACGAACUACAGCAAGAGCAACAUAUAAAUCUAAAGAGUUUGCAACCAAAUCCAAAUCUAAGAAUAGGAACAUCUUUUGCAGAGGAUCUUGGUGCCAAUGGGUAUACGUCAGGUUUGCAGAGCUUCGAUAAAGUCCCAAAAUCUGAAAGAAAUAAUCAAAAAUAUUCAUCAAUUACUGAUGAUCUCCAGAAGCUGUUAGAAACUUCCACUCCAGAUGAAGAAGAUAGUGAUCCUGAAACAAGUCUUCCUCCCUUGAUUCAAGCACUCACAUAUGAUCAUACUCAGGAAAUUAAAAAACACACGCAAGAGAAAAUACUGAUGGAGCUUGAGGAGGAAGAGAAAAAACAAAAACUAAAGCGGAGAAGACAACGAAAGGGAACAGAGCAUGCACAGCCUGCCACUGUCAACGUCAGGGUGUCCAAAAAGAUGGUAGCACGAACAGCAGACGUUCGAAUUUCAGACAGAAUGUUUAUUGACGAAACCUAUCUUCAACUAUACCCUGCUGUAUACAAUCACAUUGAGGGAGAGAUUGACUCAGAAAUGGUAAAAGAACUGGACAGUGGGUUGUCCCAUGGGGAAGAACUCCAAGAGAUUUAUAAGGAGCUUUUGAAUACAAUUCCAGAAGACUAUCUAUUAUUUGACCGGGAUCCAAUGGUAACUUCUCCAGCGGUGGAUGUACACCCUUCCAAAUGUUUUGCAUCCUACAUUUUGUCCAAGAACAAAGAGGAGCGUGCCAUUAAUCCUGAACUGAAAUUAUUGAAACCUAAAUUUGGGACUGAAAGGUAUUUAGUAAUAAAGCAGGAAGCUGAAAGUGCUGCGUCUAAAUUUAUGAAUGAAUCCAGAAAUGCUGUUUCAGUGUCAGAUUAUCUAAAUUACAUUUCUAUACAGGGCACAGACUACUUAAGAGUUGCCUUUCAUUUAUAUGACAGUGAGGAUGAAGGAGAUGAGGCAAUAAAAUUACUUAUUGCUCAAGAAACAGAAUUGAAACAGAGACAAGAAAUGGAAAUUGCAGAAAUUCUCCAUCAAAAGGAGGAAUUUGUUGCUGGAUCAUGGAAUAUUAACUCUGUAAUGCUUGGUGGCCUCGGAAAGGAACCACAAUCACAAGUUGCCAAGGAGUAUGUAGAGGUUCAGAAGCGGCUUGGGAAGAAACCUUACCUAGAAAAUCUAGAGGAGAUCCAGAAUAGACUGCAACAUAUUUGGACCAAUCUGUACAUCCCUGAUUCGGAACGUCUUGAUAUGGCUAUUAAAUACAGUUCAUUUAAACACAAAAUUCGUGUUUCAAAGGCUCUGGAGGCGUGGGAAGCAGCUGUAAAACUGAUUAAAGAGCGAGAGUGCAUUUUGAGUAAACUUGAACAAUUUGAGAGAUUUGCAUCAAACCCUAAUCGAUUUUUUGUAAAAGGUUACUGGGGUACUUCAACCGCAAGAUUAAGGGAGUCCAAAGAGAGGGAUAAGCUUUACUCUGAUAUAGCACAAAUUGAAAAUCAAUUGUCAACAAUUUUGAAGAAAAUCAAAAACAAUUUUGAAGAUGUAGUUACUUUCAAGGGCCGGCCAUAUAUAGAGAAGAUGCAACGGGACAAAGUGGAGAUGCUCUUCUGGCUACAGCAAGAGCGACGGAAAAUUAUACUUCACAAAAUCUCAGCCAAUAGACCUUUACCACCUAAAUAUCCUUCCAUUGAGUUCUGCUCUUGUUCCUUAGCAGAUUACUGA